Rotaria sp. Silwood2 is the source of this 645-nucleotide messenger RNA. The record is from the annotation of a GenBank genome assembly. NCBI's taxonomy places the organism in Eukaryota, Metazoa, Rotifera, Eurotatoria, Philodinida, Philodinidae.
AUGACAGAAACAUUGAAUGAAUCGAAUAAUAUUCAAUUAAUUCAUAAGAAAUAUUUCAAUAAUAGCACAUCUUAUUUAUCCAUGCAACCAAAUUCUUUAAAUGAAUUAAUUGAAUUACUUCAUCAAGCAUUUUCAACAAAUGAUAUUGAUAUUGAUUAUAUUUAUACAAUUAUGAAUAAUUAUAAAGGUACAAAAACAGAAUGGUUACCAUAUAUUAAAUUUCAAUCAGAUCGUUAUACAAGAAAUUUAGUUGAUGCUGGUAAUGGAAAAUUUAAUUUAAUGAUUUUAUGUUGGGCUGAAAGUCAAGGAUCAUCAAUACAUGAUCAUACAAAUUCACAUUGUUUUUUAAAAUGUUUACAAGGAACAUUAAUUGAAACACGAUAUGCUUGGCCAAUAAUUGAAAAUGAAGAAUCAAUGAAUAUUCUUAGUCGUACUCAAUUAACUGAAGGACAAGUUGCUUAUAUUAAUGAUUCAAUUGGUUUACAUCGUGUUGAAAAUCCAAGUCAUACAGAAGGAACAAUUACAUUACAUCUUUAUAUACCACCAUUUGAUCAUUGUAAUGUAUUUAAUGAACGUACAAGUCGUAUGAAUAAAAUAAAAAUGACAUUUCAUUCGGUUCGUGGACAAUUAACAAGAAAUGAAUAA